UACCGGUCUAUCGCUGCGCGUCGAAAAACAGCUGUUGUAACUUUCUUAUGGCGUGCUAAAAAAUUUGUUUUUAAUGUUAUUUUAUUUUAUUAAAUUCUAAACGUUUUUUGCAAGGGAUAAUUCCGUAAAGAUGUCAAGGAUCUGUUGAUAUAUAAUAAUACUUAAGAGUUAAACAUGAGCGAUCAAAAGACGGUGGAUCUGCUGUGGAACUGUGCUUCCAAACUAAGCGACCAAACCCACACAGAACGGCUGCUAAAGUCGUAUUACAUAACCACCUGCCGAAAGCUGGCCCGGCACAAUGUCCAGUUGCCCGAGGACAGCUUCGGACCUGCACGCAUGUGCUCCCGCUGCGGCAACCAGUGGACCGAUGGUCGCUACCAACUCCACCUCGAGCCACAAAGGCUGAGGCAGAGUGCCAGGAACCGGAGACUCAUCGCCCAGCUGGAAGCCGUCAAGGCCAAACCAACAAAGGGUGAGAUGAGCAGUGGAGCCAGGAAACGGGCCAAGUGGCUGAAGAAGCGCAUGGCCAGCCAAAUGGCCGUGGACUGCGAAGUUUGCCGGCACAAGACAAUGCUGCCGCUGGAGAAGACCAGAAAGCGCGCCAAACUCAUAGCCACGGAGGAGACAAUGGCAACCACAACACAACCUGCGGCAGAGGGCAAGAACAAAAAGAAGGCCAAAAGGAAGAAGUCCCAAGCGCCGAAUAAAGAUAUCAAUGCAGGCCUAAAAAUUCCACAGCCGCAAAAAACGCUACAGCAGCCUCCCAAACAGCCAGCGCCGUCCAAAAAAGCUUCCCAACCAGUUGGAAUGGCUUCCCAAAACCCAAGUCAGACGGCGAAGAAGAAAAAGAAGAAGCCAGCUCAGCCGGCGCCCGCCGCUGCCAAAACGCAGUCCAAGACCCAGAAGCAAAACGCCCUGCUGCAACUGGCCGCUCAGCUGAAAUCGAACGCGUUUAAAGACGCCAGCAAAUCGCAGCAGAACCGCCUGCAAGCCUUCCUCAAGUAGCGAUGAAAAUCGCUUCGACAAUGCAUUAAGCACAAAGAUUGUGGUUCGGCUGAAUGGAAAUACUUGUUGUGGCACAUAAUUAAGCGUUAGCACAAUACUAGAAUCAGGCUCUUUGUGCCGGUUGAUAAAGCCAGCCCAGGUGGGAACCUGUUAUCCAGUCGCCCGGUCUUCUGGGUCGAGUCACGCAACGGCUAUGCACUUAUCACUGCUGCCCGAGACGCGACCCAAGGUUGUCGAGAUAUUGCGCAGCCAACAUGGUCAGCAUGCUUAAUUUAUUUCUCGGAGCGCAACGUUUAAUUAAAAUUGAGUUGUUUGCCAUAGCGUCCCAUGAACGCGUCCUUCAAAGCUGCUCCCAAAAAGGGCAACGGAUCGGGCUCUCGAACAACAGCUCGCUUUAUCUGCCGCCAAUUGCACAAAGAGCACACGCACGAGAGAAGGCUCCAGUCCCAGAUUGGCUUCGACUUCGGCUUUCCUCGUUCCGCAAAGCAGACUCGGAUUUCUCGGCAGCUGCGGCAACAACAUCUGCCUGCCACAUUAGAAGAUUUCUGGUUUUACAGUCCAGCCUCUUUAAAUCGAACCAUGUUCAGAAAGUAGUUUAGAAAUUAGAACUCAUACUUUUAACUAGAUUAGAAUUGGUUUUUAUAUUUAGGUAAUAAACAGAACAUUUUCCAAUCAUU
Drosophila suzukii is the source of this 1682-nucleotide messenger RNA. RefSeq lists its product as uncharacterized. Lineage: Eukaryota; Metazoa; Arthropoda; Insecta; Diptera; Drosophilidae. The record is from RefSeq and is a predicted model, not a curated record.